GGCUGAGGGCUCGCCGAUAAGAGUUAGUGCGGCGCCGCUCCGAGCUCAGAGACUCGCAGUGACUGCAGAGCGGCUGGACGGUGCCCGCCGGCGGCUGUACAAAGACGCACUUUCUCCGCGGACAAAGGAAGGAAAGUUCCCCGGGGGCGGCUCCUCGUUGUGUGAGCGGCAAGAUGGAGCCAACUUUCUACGACGAUGCGCUGAGCGCCGCUUUCGGGCCGCCCGAGCCCGCCGGCUACGGAUACAACUCCUCCUCCAAGGUGCUGAAGCAGAGCAUGACCCUCAACCUGUCGGACCCCAACAGCGCCAUCAAACCUCACCUGAGGAACAAGGUGGCGGACCUGCUGACCUCGCCGGACGUUGGACUCCUCAAGCUGGCCUCCCCCGAGCUGGAGAGGCUGAUCAUCCAAUCCAGCAACGGCAUGAUCACCACCACGCCGACCCCCACCCAGUUCCUGUGCCCCAAAAACGUGACGGACGAGCAGGAGGGCUUCGCGGAGGGCUUCGUCAGGGCGCUGGCCGAGCUGCACAGCCAGAACAUCCUGCCCAACGGCACCGUGGUCCCGCAGCCCCCCUCCGCCGCCGUCGCUGCAGCGGCCGCAGCCGCCGCCACCGGACUGCCACCCGUCCCCUCUAUAGCCGGCAACACUGGAUACAACGGCGCUUUGCACAGCGAGCCCCCGGUCUACGCCAACCUGAACAGUUUCAACCCCACCACCAUCACCAGCGCCCCCGCUUUCAACGGCGGCGCCCUGGGGUUCGCGUCGCAGCACCACGCCAGCCCCCCGCUGCCCGUCCAGCACCCCCGGCUGCAGGCUCUAAAGGAAGAGCCCCAGACGGUGCCGGAGAUGCCCGGCGAGAGCCCUCCCCUCUCCCCCAUCGACAUGGAGUCGCAGGAGCGCAUCAAAGCCGAGCGCAAGCGCAUGCGCAACCGCAUCGCCGCCUCCAAGUGCCGGAAGAGAAAGCUGGAGCGCAUCGCCCGGCUGGAGGACAAAGUUAAGAACUUGAAGUCGCAGAACUCGGAGCUGGCGUCCACCGCCAACCUGCUGCGGGAGCAGGUCGCCCAGCUCAAACAGAAAGUGAUGAAUCACGUCAACAGCGGCUGCCAGCUCAUGCUAACGCAGCAGCUGCAGACGUUCUGAACGCAACCCGGGCCUCUCGGACGGGAGAGCGAGCGAGAAAGAGAGCGCGCCUCGGGGGCGAAAACGAGAAAAACUGAAACUCUUGGCUGGGACAAAAACAAAACCUAAAAAAAACAAACAAACGUAAAAAAAAACAAAAUAAAAAGCACCCGCCAUGUGAUUGUUUCCUACGCGCGUGCGCAAAAAACAGGAGACUGCCGAGCCUUUCCGUCGGAGCAAGUGGUGUGUGUGGUUAGGGCCGAGCGAAAGGGCCCAGCUCUGAACUGUGCGCAAACAUUGACCGCGCCUGCAUGGACCCUUCACGUUCGAUGAAUCGCAUUCAGUAUUACAAAAGGUUCAAAACUAGAGACUCGUCCUGGAACAGGCGGGGGAGGGGAAGGGGGAGGCGCCUGUUCAGAUUCUGCUACUUAACUGUGUCAUGUGUACAUACUGUAAUUUUAUUGUUUGUUUUUUUUAUGAAUAUAUAUAUAUUAUAAAUAUAUGCUGACCUGUCGUCAGUAAAAUGGCUAUAAGCAUUUUUUUUUUUUUGUAAAUGUUUAUUUAUGUUUUUAUUUCGGGUUGAUGAACCCAAGUACUGUUUGUAAAUAAGAAAUAUUUGGAACUCUAAUGAGUUUAAAAACUUUGUAAUAAAGUAUAUAAUUUUUCUAUUUUA
Molecule: messenger RNA, 1794 nt
Organism: Rana temporaria (common frog)
Lineage: Eukaryota; Metazoa; Chordata; Amphibia; Anura; Ranidae
Gene: JUN
Product: Jun proto-oncogene, AP-1 transcription factor subunit
Exons: 2
Coding region: 174-1142 (322 amino acids)
Biological process (GO): regulation of cell population proliferation; regulation of cell cycle; regulation of transcription by RNA polymerase II
Cellular component (GO): transcription regulator complex
Molecular function (GO): DNA-binding transcription factor activity, RNA polymerase II-specific; transcription factor binding; RNA polymerase II cis-regulatory region sequence-specific DNA binding
Source: RefSeq, a predicted model, not a curated record